AUGAAGCCGUCACUCGCACUCGUCGCUCCAUCGCUCCUCCCGCGGCUGUGCCUCUCGGCCGUCGUGACAAUCACCGCUCCCCCAGCCAUCCCGUCCGACGAACCGCAGUGGAAGACGGCCGACACGUUCACGUCGGCCAUCCUCAACAGCACCAACUUCUACCGCGGGGAGCACAACGCCACCGCCGUCUCGUGGAACGAGACCCUCGCGUCCUUUGCCGCCGACCACCUCGCGCGGAGCGGCUGCCGGUUCGAGCACUCGGGCGGCCCCUACGGCGAGAACCUGGCCGAGGGGUAUCCCAACGCCACGGCGAGCGUCGAGGCCUGGGGCGACGAGAGGGACCGCUUCGACUUUGGGGACCCCGGGUUCGCGCACGAGACGGGCCACUUCACGCAGCUGGUGUGGAAGAGCACCACUGCCGUCGGCUGCGGCAGGCGGCUGUGCGGCGAGUCCGGGUGGUAUCUCAUGUGCGAGUACUGGCCGAGGGGGAAUGUCAUCGGCCAGUUUGGAGACGAGGUCGGUCGGGAGAUAUCCGCCGCGGCCCUGUUGAGGCCGAGUAUCGUGUCUGUUGUGGCUCUGGGCAUAUGCGCUGUGAUAUUGGUCGCGGCGUAA
Molecule: messenger RNA, 612 nt
Organism: Metarhizium brunneum ARSEF 3297
Lineage: Eukaryota; Fungi; Ascomycota; Sordariomycetes; Hypocreales; Clavicipitaceae
Product: Protein PRY1
Cellular component (GO): extracellular region
Source: RefSeq, a predicted model, not a curated record